UCGUCUUUUUUGUUCAUUUUCAACAUAAUUUUAUUUAAAGCUCGUAAAAAGUAGACAAAAAAGAAAGAAGACAUGUCUGGCUCCUUUUUCGGCACUGGAUUUGGAUUUCCAGAUGAUGCAAUUGCGCUCGGUCGGGACUCAUUCCGCCACAUGGAAGCCAACCAUGAUUUAGAUGCCAGGCUUGAGAGCAUGGUCCUGGAGGGUGAAGAGCUCGGCGGACAGCUAGACGAGAACCUGGACAAUUUCAACGAUGAGACUUUUGAGGCUGAUGUCAAGGAAAUUUCAGGCAAGGAAUUCGAUUUCCAACAGUACGCUAUGCAGCACCAGGCCAAGGUCCCACAGCAGCAGCAGCACUCUCAGCCUAUGGCCUCUGGCGGCCAGCUCGAUGGCGGGAGAAUGAUGACGCUAGCUGAGGUUGAGGCGCAGAUUGUCCAGCAACGCGUCCAGGUGCAGCAGGGUGGACGGCGCAUGGCUGACCCUGAGGUCAUUGCGCAGCGCAGGGAGGCUCGGCUCAACAGACAGAUGGAGCUCUCAAAGUACGACAACAUGAUGUCGAGACACGACAAGGAUUAUAUUAUCAGGAUCCAAGUCUCACAGCUGCUCACGGACGACCCAGCUGCAGAUGACUUUUACUGCCACAUGUACCAAUUGUCUCGCGGCGCCAUGUUCAAUCCAGGCGUCGUUCAGACUGUGGGCCGCAAUAUCAGUGGUUCGGCUACGCCGAGGUCGUCGGCCGGCACCCCUGGCCCUUCCAACGCCAUGCAAGGCGACUAUCAGCAUCAUCAGCAGCAGCAUCAGCAGCAGCAUCAACAUCAGAAUCAACAUCAGCACCAACAGCCUGAGAAUCAUCCCAAUAGACCGCCUAACAGCCAGGGAAGCAACGACUCGAGAAGACCAGGCUCGUCGCUAUCCCACACCAUGCAUCAGCAGCAACAGCAUUUGGGCCGUACCCACCGCAGCAACACGCAGAGCUCAAUGGCACGCAUGCAACAACAAGUGCAGCGCAUCGUCAACGAGGCGCGUCGGCGCCCCAAGGCCGCUCACGUGGCAGCCGAGGGUGCCCUGGGCAAAAUAUCCGUCAACUCCGCACGCAACCCCAAGCAAGUCAUUCAGGUCCAGCAGCGCAGCCACUCGGGCAGCAUAUCCCUGCACUCCGACAUCCCCAAGCACUCUCCGAGCACUCACGAUCUCGGUGGUAUAUUCUCCGGCCUCGGAGACACCCGCAAUCCUGCCGGUGAGCGUCGCAAGACGCUGCGCUCUAUCGAGAACGUAUACUCGGCUGUUUUGCGCUUGGAGCAGAUGAUUCGCGAGCAGGUGCGCUUGCCGCCGAAUGCCGACCACCCGGCGGUCCAGAACUGGCUGUCUAACUAUACUGAGGCCAAGGAGAAGGCGUGGGCAGAGCUUGAUGCGUCGCAGCCCAUUUCCAACACGUAUCCACAUCCGCUUGUGCGCUUCCUGUCGUUUUCAAAGGGAAAGAGGAUCGUGCCCAGGCUUGUCCACCACCUGACUAUUGACCAGGUGCUGGCUCUGACGACCACCGUCAUAGCUAACUUUGAAACCCUGGAUGUGUGCCGCUUUGGCAGCUUUAGUUACUCGGCCGCCGGCUCCCUGGUUGCCAUGCGACAGCGCGAGGAGACCGAUCUGUUUUUGCACGCCGUCAUGCCGCCAACCCUAGCGUUCCUGUCAGAGACCUCGCUGCAGAUUGUCAACGGCCUGUUUGCGCUGUUCAUGGAGCGCAACAACAUUGCGUGGGUGGCACGCACAAGGCCGGCGCUGGUCUUUUUGACCGUGCUCCUGGGUCGCUCGGCUGCGCUCAAGCAGGGUGGUGCACAUGCAUUUGGCAUGCCGGCGGAUGCGCAGGAGGUGUACCAGGCGGCAGAGUUGUAUAACCACUUGUUCAAUUCGCUCAGAGGCAACCUCGUAUCCAUCUUCCCACCGCCCUCGUCGCCGGCGCUGGGCCACACCAUGAGCCCAAUGGAGGACCUGCACGCGUGGCAAUUUCUGGCCACGCUUGCCAUUGGCGCAUCGGUCGAGCAGCAGCACACACUGGUGUCUGAGGUCCGGGAGAAGGUGCUGGAGAAGGUCGUGCUGGCCAAGAGUGGACAUCUGCCGAUGGACAUUGCAACGGCGCUUACCGCAAACGUCAAUCUCUUCUUGAACGCGCUCGGAUUGGACGCAUCGCAGGUUGCCACUUGACCGGCAUUUACCGUAUCUCUCAGAAAUUAUACAUUUGCGUA
This is a messenger RNA of Kickxella alabastrina, 2237 nucleotides long. RefSeq names its product topoisomerase II-associated protein PAT1-domain-containing protein. The transcript has a single exon. Gene Ontology annotation, molecular function: RNA binding. Gene Ontology annotation, biological process: P-body assembly; deadenylation-dependent decapping of nuclear-transcribed mRNA. The coding region runs from base 73 to 2196 and encodes 707 amino acids. NCBI's taxonomy places the organism in Eukaryota, Fungi, Kickxellomycota, Kickxellomycetes, Kickxellales, Kickxellaceae. Gene Ontology annotation, cellular component: P-body. The record is from RefSeq and is a predicted model, not a curated record.